Messenger RNA from Macadamia integrifolia, 642 nucleotides. RefSeq lists its product as uncharacterized. Bases 1 to 642 code for a protein of 213 amino acids. Lineage: Eukaryota; Viridiplantae; Streptophyta; Magnoliopsida; Proteales; Proteaceae. The transcript is spliced from 2 exons. The record is from RefSeq and is a predicted model, not a curated record.
AUGGCUUAUAAUUUAGUUGUUAAAGAGGUGAAUUCAAAGCAUCCACAACACCAUAAGAAAUUAGCAAAAGACAAUGUGGUCAAUUGCUUUAGGACAAUUAAGCAGACUUUUAGAAACCUUCUUCUUUGUCUAGAGCAAAGUGGGUUUAGUUUUGAUCACGCGGAGAAGAAGCUGAAUGUAGAAGACCAAAUAUGGUAUCCAUUCGCUGUUAAGAGAAAAGAUAAGGGAACAACUUCUGAAGAACCUAGGUCAUACAUCCAUCCAGUGAAUCAUAUGGAGAUUGGUGAGACCGAUGGCAGUGAAGAUUUAAACACCCAAGUCCCAAUGUCCACAUCGUAUUCUGAAGAGGAGAGUGGAGCUGGUGCGCCUCAAGAGAGAAAGGGAGCGAAGGUAGCAUUGGAUGGCCAAAUAUUUGUUGUUGCCGCCUCUGUAGAUCGUUUGGCGACUAUGGUCCAAGAGAGGCAUAUCUCUCCUAAAUCAUUGUUGGAUACUAUACUAGAAGUAGAUGGAUUUAGCAAAGAUACACUUGACAUCGUCUUUGAAUUCCUCAUAGUAAAUGAACCACAAGCAAAGGCAUUUUUAGUUAAGGAUGUGGAGCAACGGAGGAAGUGGAUCUUAAGGUUUCUUGAUCAAAGCCAUUGA